This is a messenger RNA of Nasonia vitripennis (jewel wasp), 2109 nucleotides long. Its product is annotated as protein odr-4 homolog. The transcript has 8 exons. Gene Ontology annotation, cellular component: endomembrane system. The record is from RefSeq and is a predicted model, not a curated record. Gene Ontology annotation, biological process: intracellular protein localization. Lineage: Eukaryota; Metazoa; Arthropoda; Insecta; Hymenoptera; Pteromalidae. The coding region runs from base 207 to 1601 and encodes 464 amino acids.
AUAAAAUCAUCCAUCCAUGCAGUGCGAAAGCCAACGGCUUUCCUCGUCACACCGCCAGCGCCUACGUAGCCCGUAGUGACGAGCGCCGAGCGGCAAAUCGAGCAUCAGCAACGCGCGCACUGUGAGUAUCAAUACAUGUACAUACGUGGGUGCCGAGACAUCGCAGGUUUUCCGAAGAGCUCGUGCACUUUAACUACAGUGCAGAGAUGGGACGAACCGUCUACGCGGAGGAGCGUCUGCUCGACUAUCUGAAGACGCUCGGUGGACCCGACGUCUACAGCGUGGGACUUAUUCUCGGCCAGAGCACAGCUCAAAAGGAUUUUGUGGUUCAUUUGGCAAGGACACUACCUGCUUCCAACACAGAUGUUGUUGAAGAGGCUCUCAUCAAUCCAGCGACAAAUGCUCUGCAAGACACCACUGACAACUACAUCAAGUCUAUUAAAGAUAUAGAUGGGAACCUGGUGGCUGAUCAUGCCAAACAUGUGUCCAGAAUGUUGCCAGGUGGAAUGUGGGUCUUAGGAAUAUUCGUUGUGGGUCCAGGGGACUGCCUAAGCGAUUCCAGUUGUGCACAGAAGCUCAGAUCAGUUCUGUCUACUAUUCAUAAAAAUCUAGCGUCAAAUAUUUAUUUGCAUGGCAAUAGUAAUCAUGAAAAUUUGGUACUGAGUUUUAACAGUAUCACAAAACAAUAUACUUGUAAGUCAGUGGAAAUUAGUACGGGAGGCAUAUUUAAGCCAGCUGAUUGGAAAUUUCAGAAAAAAAUUACAAAAUGGCAUCAGCUUGAAGCUCUGUUUGAUCUAGAUCAUCUUUUUCCAAUUUUGGAUGAAGCAGCACCACACACCUUGAAGAGACAAUUGCAGGAUAUCGUGAAAAAGUUGUCUGAAAUCAUAAAUUCAGCUCUUAUAGUCAUCGAAGGUGAAUCUAGAUCACCUGAAGAUUUAAUAGAAGUUAUUGGUAAAAAGAGGAAAAACAAAAAAGAUAAGAAUGAAGAUGAGGAAGUGGACAAAGUUUUGCAAGUUGGAAUUUAUUUGCCCUGUGGUUUAAAAGAUAAGCAGGAAGAUGUUAAAACAAUAUCUUGCAGAGCGUCAAUGAGAUUAGUAGGUGAACUAGUAAGCAGAACAUCUAUUCAUCAAAAGGCAACUAUUGAAGAAGCAACCAAUGCUGUAAAACAAGAUAUUCUUCGUUCAUUAGCCAGUAGAUUAGAAUUACAUUGGGAUAGUGUGAUAGAGGAAGAAAAUGGUUCUCCAGAAGAAAAUAUUACUUUACAUGAGCCGCCAAGACGAGUUUUCAUGGAGUUGCCACAAAGCAAAGUAACUUUAUCUGAUUAUCUGUUCCCUGGCGAAGGACCACAAGAAUCUUUAGUUUUACUUAAAGAACUGUUGGAUCUUGAUUUUCUAGAAAGUCAGGUUGAAAAAGAUGUCGAACGCCAAGUCGAUCCAUCAGAAUUUUAUUGUCAAAAUGAAGUGAAAACUGUUCCAGUGGACCUUGGCAAAGAAACAGUUACGAAUAGCCAGUUUGUCUUAUACAUUGCAGGUAUCAUUAUAGCAUUUAUUGUUGUAAUCAUUGGAAUUUUGGUGCAUCAGCUGUAUUCGAGCAAGCAGUAGCUUUAAAUAUUUAUGGUUUGCACAAUUCAAAUAAAUUUGUGUGUGUGUGUGUAUAUAUAUAUAUAUAUAUAUAUAUAUAUAUAUAUAUAUAUAUAUAUAUAUAUAUAUAUAUAUAUAUCCGUAAAAUUGUAAGAUACUUAACAGUUUUACAAAUAAUGACACGUAAUUUGUACUAAAAAAAACGAAAACAAUAGCUAUACGUAUUUAAUGUUAAUCCUACAUCACUGAUAUGCAACUAAACAAUAUGCAUCAUCUAAAUGAUAAAGAAGCAGAAUGAAACUGUACUAUAAUAGUAAGGUUAUUGUUAAAAUUUUUUAUGUUACGUUGAAUAUUUUUAUACUUGUCAAUGAAAUGAGGAUUGUACAAAUUUCCUAAAAAUAAAAAUUUUAGCAUUUACAUUUAAUUUGUAUCCUAUACAGUAAACAAUGAACAGUCUGAAACAAUGUAAAUAUGUGACGGUAAUGUAAGCAUUUUUAAUAAAAGUUGUAUGGUUAUAGAUACACAGAAA